AUGGUCGACACGGACAAAUCGUACGCGCGCGACGACGCCUUCUGGGACAAGUACAUCAAAGGCCGGCCGAAGAUCCCCCAGGUUUUCUUCGAGCGCAUUACCAACUCCCAUGGUGGACAAUUCGGCGUCGUUCACGAUGUCGGAGCCGGCGUGGGGAUCCAUUCCCCGCGGCUGGCGCGUUACUUUCAAAACGUAAUUGUAUCGGAUGUCGUGGCGAAGAAUGUGCAGCUGGCGGAAGAACAAUUGGGCGAUGGUGGGGAGGGAGGCGAGUACACAUAUCGAGAGGCGAGGAUGGAAGAUGCGAGCGGGUUGGAAGAAGGAUCCGUCGAUUUCAUUUUCGCCAGUUUCGCCAUGCACUUUGCGCACUUCGACGAGGCGUUCGCGGUCUUUGGGAAGCAGUUGAAGCCCGGCGGUACCUUUGCCGCCCUGAGCUCCUCCACGGCCAUUUUAAGCGAUGCCGCGCUGAACGACGUGUGGCAUCGCACGUGGGAGGCCGGGUCGAAAACCAUACUGGAGCAUAGCACGGAUCGCCGCGAUCGGCUGCGAACGUUGGGCAAUUCUUCCAGUGGGUAUGAUACCAUGCCUUUGCCGGAGACGUGGUUUCGCCCAGGCGCGCUGCGGAUCUCGUUGAAUGCAGGCCCGGAUGGCGCGAAGAGGUGGCCGCCUAUCAUACCGGCGGAAUUGCAGAAGGAGUAUGAGGUGGAGUUUGGGCCGUUCAGUGCUGGGAUCGGACCGAACGAUCUACUCAUCGUCGGGGAAGAAGCGGGAUGGUCGUUCACGGCGGACAUGAAGACUCUGCGCGAACAGGCCGCCUCGAUGCCAUGGAGUAGCCUGGAGCCUGAUGCUCAGGAUCCGUACUGGAAGGAAUUGGAGGCCAUUUGGCCCAAGGACAAGAUGGUCGAGGGUAUCUUCCCUGCACGCAUCAUUCUCGCUACGAGGAAGUAA
Molecule: messenger RNA, 945 nt
Organism: Neohortaea acidophila
Lineage: Eukaryota; Fungi; Ascomycota; Dothideomycetes; Mycosphaerellales; Teratosphaeriaceae
Product: S-adenosyl-L-methionine-dependent methyltransferase
Exons: 2
Coding region: 1-945 (314 amino acids)
Molecular function (GO): S-adenosylmethionine-dependent methyltransferase activity
Source: RefSeq, a predicted model, not a curated record